AUGGUUUCCAGCAGCACUCGCGCCAUCUUUAACGUGGAGUAUUCCAACCAGGUCGUGGACUUGAAAGAGGGCGGACAAGCCGACGGCACUCCUGUCGUGGGCUAUGUCUUCAACAGGGCGGGAACGAACCUCCAUCAGCGUUGGUACGUUGAAGUCCUCAAGACGGACGCGGAAGGCAACGUCACAGUUCAUUUGACCAACAACGGAAAUGGAAACUACCUGAGGGUUGAGACAGCGCUUCUUAACCAAGGUCUCGAAGGCAGUCACUUCUCCAUGAAGUGGCUGUUGGUCAAACAAGGCGACUCUGGGAAGUACUUCAUCAAAGUCCCGGACACAAAUUUCGCAUGCGUCCUUCCGGACAACCACAAUUACACCCAGAUCAAGCUUGCUGUCUUGGACGAGAGUGACCCAAAGCAGAUGUGGAUGUUCCAGGAGGUCUAA
Molecule: messenger RNA, 441 nt
Organism: Suillus fuscotomentosus
Lineage: Eukaryota; Fungi; Basidiomycota; Agaricomycetes; Boletales; Suillaceae
Exons: 5
Coding region: 1-441 (146 amino acids)
Source: RefSeq, a predicted model, not a curated record